Molecule: messenger RNA, 1368 nt
Organism: Aspergillus glaucus CBS 516.65
Lineage: Eukaryota; Fungi; Ascomycota; Eurotiomycetes; Eurotiales; Aspergillaceae
Product: glycoside hydrolase family 76 protein
Exons: 3
Coding region: 1-1368 (455 amino acids)
Biological process (GO): fungal-type cell wall biogenesis; carbohydrate catabolic process
Molecular function (GO): mannan endo-1,6-alpha-mannosidase activity
Source: RefSeq, a predicted model, not a curated record
AUGAGCUUUGUCUGGGUAUACCUGGCUGUAUUAUGGUGGUUCAUCGGGGCCCGGGUAAAUGCGAUUGGGCUUGAUGUCACUGAUCAAGACAACAUCAAAUACGUCGCCAGCCAACUCGCCUGGGACCUCGUCAGUUUCUACACCGGCAACAACACAGGAGAUGUACCCGGGAACCUCCCCGAUCCGUACUACUGGUGGCAAGCAGGCGCCUUUUUCGGGACGUUGAUCAAUUACUGGGCGUACACCGGCGACACGACCUACAAUGACAUUACAAAGCAGGCCAUCCUGCAUCAAGCAGGCGAGAACGACGAUCUCAUGCCGACGAACCAGACCCGAACCGAAGGAAACGAUGACCAGGCUUUCUGGGCGAUUACAGCAAUGAUGGCGGCGGAGUCCAAUUUCCCGAAUCCGGAAGAGGAUCAGCCCUCAUGGUUAGCGAUGGCGCAAGCGGUGUUCAACGAGCAGGCAGCAAGAUGGGAUAUGGAUACGUGCGACGGGGGAUUGAAAUGGCAGAUCUAUUCGUUCAACAGUGGAUAUCAGUACAAGAACGCUAUCUCGAAUGGCUGCUUCUUCGAUCUCGCCGCACGACUGGCACGGUAUACGGGAAACAUGACAUAUGCGGAAUGGGCGGAGAAUACCUGGGACUGGGCUGAGGGUGUGGGGCUUUUUGGGGAUAAAUAUGAAGUGUAUGACGGCACGAGCGAGACGAACAAUUGCUCGGAUAUCAACCAUAUACAGUGGACGUAUAAUAAUGGGGUGUUUUUGCACGGAGCAGCCCAUAUGUGGAAUCUGACAAACGGAGCCCAGAAAUGGCAAAAUCGAAUCACCGGUCUUCUCGACGCACAGCAUGUCUUCUUCUCCAAGAACCAGACUUCGAAAAACGUCAUGUACGAAUCUUCCUGCGAGCCCCAACAAGCCUGCACCACCGACUCAACCUCCUUCAAAGCAUACCUGGGCCGGUGGAUGGGCGACAUUGCCAAAAUCGCACCCUUCACACACGAUACCGUCGUCUCCCGUCUGCGACCUAGCGCAAAAGCCGCUGCAGCACAAUGUCUCGGUGGCGACACGGGUACAUAUUGCGGAACUAGCUGGACUAAGGGAACCUACGAUGGGACAAUGGGUGUUGGCCAACAAAUGUCUGCUCUGGAGGUGAUCCAGGCCACUCUACUCGACACGGUUGGGGGCCCGUUAACGGAUAGAACUGGUGGAUCGAGUGACGGCGAUAGUUUCGCCGGGACAGGAAGGACUUCCGCUGAGCUGCCGGGACAGUGGAGACCUCUUACCCUGAAGGAUAGAGCGGGUGCGUGGGCUGCGACGGGCGGGCUGGGUGCUGUGGUAAUUGGGUAUACGAUAUUUAUGUUUUUCUGA